AGGCGCGCCUACUCGUUCCUGGAGGAGCUGAGGCCCGGCUCCCUGGAGAGAGAGUGCAGGGAGGAGCUUUGCUCCUUUGAGGAGGCCAGGGAGAUCUUCCAGGACACCCAGAGGACGAAGCAGUUCUGGAUUUCUUACACCGAUGGGGACCAGUGCGCCUCGAACCCGUGCCGGAACGGAGGCACCUGUGAGGACCAGUUCCAGUCCUACAUCUGCUUCUGCCUCGACGGUUUCCAGGGCCGGAACUGUGAGACAAGUGAGCCAUCCCGCAGUUUGCAGACAGAGCCCCCAGCAGGCUGACGGGCACGGCCUGCUCCACCGCCAACAUGAGAGCCUUGGUUCUAAAGACAAGAAGGACCUGCUGGUCUGUGUGAAUGAGAAUGGAGGCUGUGAGCAGUACUGCAGUGACCACGCUGAGGCCGGGCGCUCCUGCCGCUGCCACAAGGGGUACGCGCUCCAAGACAACGGGGUGUCCUGCGUACCCACAGUGGAAUAUCCAUGUGGAAAAAUACCUGUUCUGUUGAAGAGAAAUGGCAGCAACCCCCAAGGCCGAAUUGUGGGUGGCCAAGUGUGCCCCAAAGGGGAGUGUCCUUGGCAGGCUGUCCUGAAGGUGGACGGGGCGCUGCUGUGUGGAGGCACCCUGCUCGACACUGCCUGGGUGGUCUCUGCGGCUCACUGCUUUGAAACAGUCAAGAACUGGACAAACCUGACCGUGGUACUGGGCGAGCAUGACCUCAGCGAGGAUGAGGGUGAGGAGCAGGAGAGGCACGUAACCCGGGCCAUCAUCCCCGACAAGUACAUCCCCCGCAAGACGAACCAUGACAUCGCCCUGCUGCACCUGAGCAGGCCCGUGACCUUCACCGACCACGUGGUGCCCCUGUGUCUGCCCGAGAAGGCCUUCUCCGAGAGGACGCUGGCCUCUGUCCGCUUCUCAACUGUCAGUGGCUGGGGCCGGCUGCUGGACAAGGGCGCCACGGCCGUCCAGCUCAUGGCCAUCGACGUGCCCCGGGUGAUGACCCAGGACUGCCAGGAGAAGUCACGCAGGCGGGAGGGCUCCCCCACCAUCACCGAGAACAUGUUCUGUGCCGGCUACCUGGACGGGAGCAAGGACGCCUGCCAGGGGGACAGUGGGGGCCCGCAUGCCACCAAGUUCCAGGGCACCUGGUACCUGACCGGCAUCGUCAGCUGGGGGGAGGGCUGUGCGAACGAGGGCCACUUCGGGGUGUACACCAGGGUCUCCCAGUACAUUGAGUGGAUGCGCAGGCUCAUGCGCUCCAGCACGACCCUAAGAGGCCUCCUCCGGGCCCCACUGCCCUAGCCCCAGGGCCAGCGCCGGCCCCAAAUAAAGCUGCUGCCAGUCCCUCCCUCAAACCUGGAAACACCCUUGCAGUUCCUGGGGUGGGAGGGCGUUGGGAGACAUGGAGACAGAGACGGCUGGCCAGGAGGGAGGCACU
Zalophus californianus (California sea lion) is the source of this 1454-nucleotide messenger RNA. RefSeq names its product coagulation factor VII (gene F7). The record is from RefSeq and is a predicted model, not a curated record. Gene Ontology annotation, cellular component: extracellular region. Gene Ontology annotation, biological process: proteolysis; blood coagulation. Lineage: Eukaryota; Metazoa; Chordata; Mammalia; Carnivora; Otariidae. The transcript has 7 exons. The coding region runs from base 143 to 1318 and encodes 391 amino acids. Gene Ontology annotation, molecular function: serine-type endopeptidase activity; calcium ion binding.